GAGUUGUUGUGAUUGUGUUGCUGUCAGUCAUUGACUGCUGUAUUGAUUGUGUGGACAGAGUUUGAUGCCAUCACUCAUUGUCUGUAUCACCGAUCGCUUCCAACACUUCCAUUGCGUGUCUCACCAGUAGAGAUAAUCGGAUGACUGAAUGGAUCCGUCUCUGAAUGACAAAUAUUUAAGUCCUUUUGUAUAUUGGGGUCAAACCAGUGAUCAAAUCAGUCUGAAGAUCGAUCUGAAGAAUGUUAAGGAAAGCAGUCUUCAGUUCUAUGGAUCAGGUAUUGGAGCCAAAGGUCUCAAUGAAUACGCUUUUCUCAUCCAAUUCUACACUGAAGUGAAUCCCAAAGAAAGCUUUUAUAAACUCAAUGACAGACACAUCGAGUUUGUCAUUAGGAAGAAGUCACACGUGUUAUGGCCACGACUCUUGUCAUCAGUGGUGAGACCGCAAUGGAUUAAAGUAGACUUCGAUCGCAUCCAACCCGAAGAUGAGUCCGACAUCGAUGACAAUUCUAUGGAUAAAGAGUUCGAUGAAUUGGUUCCUAACCAACAGAACUCUUAUCGCAAUUUCGGUCAAAAAGAUUUCGGUCGACGAAAAAAGUCUAUGAAUAAAGGCUUCAAAGUGGUGAGACCGCAAUGGAUUAAAGUUGACUUCGAUCGCAUCCAACCCGAAGAUGAGUCCGACAUCGAUGACAAUUCUAUGGACAAAGAGUUUGAUGAAUUGGUUCCUAACCAACAGAACUCUUAUCGCAAUUUCGGUCAAAAAGAUUUCGGUCGACGAAAAAAGUCUAUGAAUAAAGGCUUCAAAGUCGAAGAUUUCAAGAAAACAUAUCUCUUUCUCUACAAUUUGUUUCAAUUCGUGGGUUUUGUUUAUGUGUUUCUCAUUGUCACCAUUCGUUACAUUAAAGACGGUUCCCAAUCAACUGAAAGCGUAUACCAAUUGGUCGGAAAAGUUAUGAAGUUUUUACAUUUGAUGCAAAUUCUGGAAAUUCUUCACCCAUUGAUGGGAUACACAUCUGGAAGUCCUAUAAUGCCUUCCAUUCAACUCUCUGGUCGAGUAUAUCCAUAUUACAUGCUUCACGUAUUUGGUGUGAACAUUGGAUUCCUUACUUGGGUUCGGUAUACCGCUUGGGUAUUGCUCUACCCAUUGGGUUUCAUCAGCGAAGAGAGCCGACGAUUUUCCAUUGAUUUGCCAAAUGAUCUGAACUUUUCAUUCCAUAUGCCGACAAUUAUCAGACUCUACCUCUUAGUUGGAUUGUUCCCUGUUAACCACAAAUACAAUACCAUAGGAAAGGGAGAGACUGAGAGGGAAAGGGAGAGAGAGGAGAGUGAGAAAAGUUGGGAAAGUAGUGUUGGCUGGGACUGGGAGUUGGAACUGACAUUUGGUGUGCUGUUUGCAACUUUGGAGGCAUCUGGCGAUUAUAGAACGUUUUAA
Messenger RNA from Oppiella nova, 1429 nucleotides. The record is from the annotation of a GenBank genome assembly. NCBI's taxonomy places the organism in Eukaryota, Metazoa, Arthropoda, Arachnida, Sarcoptiformes, Oppiidae.